CGUCUAGUCCGGUAUGUUUAGACCGGAGACUUUACCAGAAGUUUAGACACAGUUAAACAGACCGGCAUUCACGAGGACAGCUACGUGUUCUCCUUCUAUUCUCAGCGGCUGCCGUAACUAUGGCAACAACAGAAUACGACCGGAAGUCGUGAGUUACCUGGAGCGCAGGUUGGCGCAGGUUGACGCGUGUUUCCCGGAGCUGUCUGGAGGAAACGUUUCUGAGCUCGUGAACAUGUCUAAAGCCCAAAUGCUGAGAGGUUUAGUCAACCAGCGACUCACUGCGGCUGCGCAGGAGAUCUGCGGGCUGUUUGAAGAAACGAUCGCAGAGUACAAGGAGGAACUGUGUAGUUUAAAAGAGGAGAACGAGCGGCACCGGAAGCUGCUGCACGCCGUGUUCAACCCGGAAGUCCGGGUCCAACGAGCAGAGAACCCACAGCCCCCCCAUAUAAAAGAGGACCAGGAGGACCCAGAGCCUCCAUAUAUUAAAGAGGACCAGGAGGACCCAGAGUCUCCAUAUAUUAAAGAGGACCAGGAGGACCCAGAGCCUCCAUAUAUUAAAGAGGACCAGGAGCCUCCAUAUAUUAAAGAGGACCCAGAGCCUCCAUAUAUUAAAGAGGACCAGGAGGACCCAGAGCCUCCAUAUAUUAAAGAGGACCAGGAGCCUCCAUAUAUUAAAGAGGACCCAGAGCCUCCAUAUAUUAAAGAGGACCAGGAGGACCCAGAGUCUCCAUAUAUUAAAGAGAACCCACAGCCCCCCCAUAUUAAAGAGGACCAGGAGGACCCAGAGCCUCCAUAUAUUAAAGAGGACCAGGAGGAGCUCUGGACCAAUCAGGAGGGAGAGCAGCUUCAGUUCUCAUUCUCUCUUGUAAAGAAUGAAGAGGAUGAAAAGGAAGCUCAGUGCUCUCAUCUUCAUCAAAGACAAACUGAACCGAUGGAAACAGAAGCUGAUGGAGCGGAUUGUGGAGGACCAGAACCACACAGGAAGUUAGAUCCAGAAAGCGAUCCAGGACCAGAUGCUGAUGAGACUGAGUACAGUGAUGAUGGGGAGGAGACUCAGGAACAUCAGUCAGAUGUGAACCCUCUGCUAAACAACGAAGUACCUGUACGUGAUGUGAACUGUAGUCCUGGAAAUACCUCAACCAGCUCGCCUGCAUGUGCUGCAAGCUUUGACCACCAGGGACAUCUGGAGAAACCCAGUAGCUCCAAAACAGGAGAGAAACCAGUUCAAUGCUCGCUUUGUGACAAAAGAUAUGGAUUCAAAAAGUAUCUAAACAGACACAUGCUCUUCCACACAGGGGAGAAACCAUUCAGUUGUUCCGUGUGCAGUAAAACAUUUACACGUAAGGGAAGCCUGAGCGCUCACAUGCACGUCCACACGGGAGAGAAACCAUUCAGCUGUUCCCUUUGUGGGAAAAGAUUUUCACAAAGGCCCAAUCUGAAACGACAUUUCAGUAUCCACACGAGAGAGACAAAUUAGUCGUGAAUUUCGCUUAACAAGAUUCUCUUGUGACGGUUAUGCCAACAAUCUAAAAUAUAUUUAUGAGAGUCUGAAAUAAAUAUGGUUCAACAC
Messenger RNA from Pseudoliparis swirei, 1570 nucleotides. Its product is annotated as zinc finger and SCAN domain-containing protein 5C-like. Gene Ontology annotation, molecular function: RNA polymerase II cis-regulatory region sequence-specific DNA binding; DNA-binding transcription factor activity. Gene Ontology annotation, biological process: regulation of transcription by RNA polymerase II. NCBI's taxonomy places the organism in Eukaryota, Metazoa, Chordata, Actinopteri, Perciformes, Liparidae. The transcript has 2 exons. The coding region runs from base 233 to 1477 and encodes 414 amino acids. The record is from RefSeq and is a predicted model, not a curated record.